Messenger RNA from Neltuma alba, 1542 nucleotides. RefSeq lists its product as uncharacterized. The transcript is spliced from 5 exons. The record is from RefSeq and is a predicted model, not a curated record. Gene Ontology annotation, molecular function: protein binding. Bases 1 to 1542 code for a protein of 513 amino acids. Gene Ontology annotation, cellular component: membrane. NCBI's taxonomy places the organism in Eukaryota, Viridiplantae, Streptophyta, Magnoliopsida, Fabales, Fabaceae.
AUGGAUUCUCCAUGUCCACUUGGUUAUCAAGAGAGCAGCAGUGAUGAAGGAAGAACAACCUUAGCUCUUCGCAUGGAGACCAGGAAACUAUCACGGUUCAUAUCGCGGCGUAAACGGGACAAGGCAGUUGAGUUAUGUACGCGCAAUCCGAGGCUCCUGAGACAAGGGAUGACGAACUCGAAGGACACCGCCUUGCAUGUGGCCAUCAACGAGAACAAAGUUGACGUCGUGGAGAAGUUGAUCGGUAUAAUCGAGGGUAAGAAAACAAACCAGGCUCUGAUAGCACAGAAUAAGAAGGAUGAAACCCCUCUGCAUUGCGCGGCCGCGAGAGGGUCCGUGCGAAUGUGCGAGCUGAUCCUCCGUGCAGGAAGCAACAUGGAUGAGGAUCUGCUAGGUAUUCCCAACAAGUGGAAUGAGAACCCGAUAUUCGUCGCGGUUGUCCAUAACCGUAAACUAGCCUUCAUCUACCUCUACGAUGCUGCAUGUAAAAAAGGAGAAGACCCAUGGGAUUUGUACCGAUACUUGGUUAUUAGAGACCCCUAUGGUAGAGAUUUGGCAUUCUACAUCAUCAACAAGUGCCCAGAGCUUUCGCAAAGCUUCAAUGCGAAGGGACUAGGUAUACAAGUUGAUCCACUGAAGUAUGAUCCUAAUCCUACUUCUAAAACAAGUCCAGGUCGUAAAAGCUCCAACAUUUUUAGUCUGCGUUCUGCCCAUAAAAAGCAAGGUGAGGAUCCCAUAGACAAGGUUGAGAACAUAACAAAUAGAGCCCUGUUGGCAGCAGCAGAGACAGGUGUGAUAGAAGUAGCGUAUAAGAUUCUACGAAGAUUCCCAGGAAUCAUCCCUGAAGAUACUGUGGGAUCAACGAACAAGAAUAUAUUGAUGGCGGCUGUAGAGAAUCAGCAGACAGAGAUAUUUGUGGCACUUCGACAACUUAUGUAUGUGAAAUCAUUUGUGCCCUCCCACUACCUUUUCCUUAAGAACGAAAAAGACGAAACCCCGGCACAAAUCUUCACUAGAGACCACAGAGGUCUGGUGGAAAAGGGCAACACAUGGCUUAAGGACACAUCUCAAUCUUGCUCGGUGGCGGCGGCGCUGGUGGCCGGAGUUUUGUUUGCGACGUCGAGGUCCAUCCCCGGAAGCAUUGACGCCAAGGGCAAACCAACAUUAGAAGGACAUCCCGCGUUUCAACUUUUCGCCAUCAGCGGACUCAUAGGACUCGGAUUUUCCGUCACGGCGCUCAUCAUGUUCCUCUCCAUACUUACAUCUCGAAAACAACCCAUAGAUUUCAAAAGGGGUCUGCCAUUAAAGCUUCUUCUGGGUUUAAGCUCAUUGUUUGUGUCCAUUGCUUCCAUGUUCAUAUCUUUCUGUGCUUCACAUUUCUUCGUGCUUGAGGACAAGUUCAAGAAAGGAAUCUUCCCUCUUUAUGCCGUCACUUGUCUUCCUAUUUCAUUCUAUGCCAUCGCACAGUUUCCUCUUUACAUGAAUCUUAUGAAAGCCAUUGUUAAGGACGUUCCCCAAUCCCAAAAAUAUGUCCAGUUGUGA